AUGAAGUUUUUCACUAUGCUUAUGGCUUUGCUAUUUCAGUCCUUUUUGUUGCAAGCCCAGGUGAGCUUACCACCACCUCCCAUUCCUAGCCCUGAUCCUUCCCUGGGGUUAGUACCACUAGGUGUUCCUUAUUAUUAUAGUUAUAUCCCACCUCCUCCUCCCGUUGUUCUUCCAUCACAGCCACAACCGCCACCAUCAGGACCACCUCCCAUUCCCAGCCCUGAUCCUUCCCAGGGGUUAGUACCACCAGGUGUUCCUUAUUAUUAUAGCUAUAUCCCACCUCCUCCUCCCGUUGUUCUUCCCCCACCCCCACCACCUCCCGUUGUUCUUCCCCCAGCGCCACAACCGCCACCAUCAGGUCCUAAUCCGGCUGAUAGAGCUCUUUGUACUGUGCAAUGUAGUGCUGAUUGUGCCUCGAUCUUUGGUCCAUCGAUACAACCCAAUAAGUUUCGGCGCACCCCCAGAACUCCCCCCAGCAAUCCCACAACUCCUGGCACUCCCACAACUCCCAGUACUCCCGCAGCUCCAGGCACUCCCGCAACUCCGGGCAUUCCUACAACUCCUGGUACUCCCGCAGCUCCGGGCACUCCAAACACUCCUGUUACUCCCACAGCUCCUAGCACGCCUGCAACUCCGGGCACUCCAAACAUUCCCAGUCCUCCCGGUUGGAAACGAUUCGAAAUACCAAGAGAUAUUCCUAAGGCGGCUUGUAUACCUGUGUGUAUUGGAAUAUGCAUGAAUAUAAGCCCCACACCCCCACGCAUGUUCUAG
Messenger RNA from Rosa chinensis, 771 nucleotides. RefSeq names its product proline-rich receptor-like protein kinase PERK2. Lineage: Eukaryota; Viridiplantae; Streptophyta; Magnoliopsida; Rosales; Rosaceae. The coding region runs from base 1 to 771 and encodes 256 amino acids. The transcript has a single exon. The record is from RefSeq and is a predicted model, not a curated record.